Cordyceps fumosorosea ARSEF 2679 is the source of this 1419-nucleotide messenger RNA. Its product is annotated as xpa. Gene Ontology annotation, biological process: nucleotide-excision repair, DNA damage recognition; UV-damage excision repair; nucleotide-excision repair involved in interstrand cross-link repair. Lineage: Eukaryota; Fungi; Ascomycota; Sordariomycetes; Hypocreales; Cordycipitaceae. The coding region runs from base 1 to 1419 and encodes 472 amino acids. Gene Ontology annotation, cellular component: nucleotide-excision repair factor 1 complex. The record is from RefSeq and is a predicted model, not a curated record. The transcript has 4 exons. Gene Ontology annotation, molecular function: damaged DNA binding.
AUGGAACGCUCAAAGACACCGCCACCGGCGUCACGGCCGCCCGCCAAGUCACCGCUCACGCCGGACCAACUUAGGCGCAUAGAAGAAAAUAGAUUAAAAGCCAAAGCGAUUCGCGAUCAACGAGAAGCCGAGCAGCGGGCAGCGGGCACCGCGCCCGCCCCCCCCAAGACGGCCGCCGGCUUCGUCCCGACCGAUGACGUCUACGUUUCCAAGCCCGCCAACGGCAAGCGGCCCCUCGCCGCAACGACGACGACGACAACCGACACUGGCACGAACCGCGACGGGCGCGACCGCGGCGACGAGUCGACGCUGCGGCCCGCCAAGAAGUUUGCCAAGUUCGUCGACUACAACAUGAGCGCCAUGACGGACACGAAGGGCGGCUUCCUGUCCGCCGAGGACGACCCGCACAACCGCGCGCUUGGCGUGGCUGGCGGUAGCGACCAGCAGCCGCAGCGGCCAAAGGACAUGACGAUGCAGGAGUGGGAGAAGCUGCAGCUGCUGCGGACGCUGCGGCGGCAGCGGGCGGGCCCGUUCGAGCCGGGCAUCAGCGUGCUGGACGACGAGAAGACGCGCAAGAAGUGCCGCGAGUGCGGCAGCCUCGAGGUGGACUGGGUCUGGGAGGAGGUCUUCCACCUCUGCGUGUGCAACAAGUGCAAGAACAACCUGCCGGACAAGUACUCGCUGCUGACCAAGACGGAGUGCAAGGAGGAUUAUCUCCUCACCGAUCCGGAGCUGCGAGACCCGGAGCUGCUGCCGCACCUCUCCAAGCCGAACCCGCACAAGUCGCACUGGCACGACAUGAUGCUCUUCCUGCGGUGCCAGGUGGAGGAGUACGCGCUGCAGACCAAAUGGGGCUCGUCCGAGGCGCUCGACGCCGAGUACGCGCGGCGCGAGGCGCAGAAGAGCGCGCGCAAGGAGCGCCAGUUCCGCGACAAGCUGCGCGACCUGAAGCGCAAGACGCGCACCGACGCGUUCCGCCGCCAGGCGGGGACACUCGGCGCCACGGGGGCGAGCAAGUUUGGCGAUGAGGUGGCCGGGAGGCACGGCGGCAAGCACGUGCACGAAUGGGGGCGGACGGUGGAAAACGAGGAGGGCAUGACGGUCAAGGCGUGCGCGACGUGCGGGAUGGAGGUCGAGGAGCUGCAGCUGCUAGCACUCGAGAUCCUGCAGGUCACUCUCGGUCGGCGCGCACCCUACCUCUCGCAGCGCCUCGAGCGUGCCCCGCCGAUGCUCGCCCCCGGCCGCUUCCCGCGGCAGCAGAAGGGCUGCUUGCGGCAGCGUCCGUCCCACCGCGUUGCGUGCCCCGAGGCCGACCUUCCCCGAUUGCACCAGCCACCGGACUAUCGCGGGGUGCCCGCAUUCGAGCGCGAUGAACGCCGCCGGCCCGCAAAGCCGCACCCGCAGAUGCUGGACGGCUGA